AUGUCAUCAGACCGGCCGAGCACGUCCGGAGGCCCGAGUUCGAAGAACUCAGACAAGAACAGCUUCAACUUCGACAAAAGGGUAUCUAGAGAUGAUUUCUUCCUGGCUUCGAGUUCGAUACCUACGAGAGGGGUCGGAUCAAAGCCGUAUGUGACUACUCCAGGGCAACUGCCAACUCCUGACGCCAGCCCACGAUCAUCCCCUGCACCGCGGCCUGCCAUUGUUCCAAUCAUCAGGAUGGCGACGCCUGAGUCUUCAACCGAAAACGUACCGGCGGGAAUCGGAAUGGCACUUGGAAGUCCUGCUCACCCUCCCAGGACCGGGGGCACGUGGAACCCGCAGAGCUCGCUCCGGCCAAGGCAGGCUUCGACGCCAGUCCUGACUUCGCCUGCAUCUAGAGUCGGCGGUACGGACUCUUACGGCAUGCCUAUACAAAAGAAGCAGCACAGCAAAUGGAAAUUGUUCAGCAAGUUCGGAAGGAAACAUUCAGACCAAUCGGCUUCGGCGGUCUCCAUCUCAGAGCCAAAUGAGUUGAAGGGCUUUCACAGACAGGAGCAGCCGCCGGGAAGAUGGGCACCAGAGAGGAGUAAUACGAUGGAAAAUAGCAAGACUUUAAGGUACAAGCCAACCAGAUCUCAGACGAUGCCAUACAUGGAAGGCCACGAGGCUUUUGGGAGUAUUCCCAUAGUUUUGGACGAUACCGCCCCCAGCUCAGUCUCGGCUGGUCCACUCUUGACCGUCGAUAUUCCUGAUAUCACCAUGGAAAGGUAUAGCGUCAUGUUCGGCAGCGUCCUACAACCGCCGCCAUCGCAAUCGCUCCUGGCAAGACGUCAAGCCACUGUGAAGAAGCUGAAGAGCAUCAAGGACACCAUAGAACAUGAAGAGGAAAAGAAAUAUCACGUCCAGCCUCGUAGGGAAACGUCACCUCAACCCGUGACGAGAUCACCUGCAUUCGCAUUAUUUCCACCUACGCCCUCAAGUAGGCCAAAGCAGUUGCAUCCUCUGAGACAAUCUCAACACUCGAGGUCGAACACUUCCCCCGCGACUCUGCCGUCUCCUUCAAGGGCCACAUUUGAAGGUUCGGCUUACGGUCAACGACCGUCUAUCGACGAAGGAUCAGGCUUGAACAGCUUGAAGCAUCCUCCGGCUCAUCACCAGAAGAAGGGCAAGCUCAACAUUGCCACUCUGGCCAAAGGAAGAGAGCAAAAUACUACCCCGGUGUCUCAGCUCGGCAACGGCCAGUCAAGCCUGCUCCGCGAGUCACCAACCGACAUGGACUCGCCCGAGUACGAAGUGGUGACAGUGGAGCAGCUACGGCCGAAUGCCCAGCACAUGCAGGCAGAGCCGCGAUGGCAGCAGAUAAGCCCAUCUCAACUCACUCUUUCGACCGCGUCGUCCGCCACGAGCGACCGCAAGCGCUCCCCUUCGCUGGCCUCGUCCGCGCACACGCACGUCACGUCGUCCUCGGACCUGGACGAUCCGGCCGUCGUCGUCGAGACGGCCAAGAUGACCGCAGUCGAGAUGUCCAUCGCGCGCCAGAUCUCCAUCUCCCAGCAGCAGCGCGAGAUGCUGCGCCCGCUACGGACGGCGUCCCCAGCAUGCCCAGCGCCCGGAAAGGCGCGACCUAGCCCAUUCAGAAGCACCACGUCGACUAGCACGGCCACGAGCCCGGUCGCGCUGUCCAUCGGCAAGAAUGAGAGGCUGGCGGAGACCAAGACGUUGACGCCCAUCCUCGUCCACCCGUCUGCGACCCUGGACUCGCAGCUCGCGCAGCACCGCAAGAGCGAAUUCAUUGUUCUCGAGGGCGCAUAA
Molecule: messenger RNA, 1812 nt
Organism: Anthostomella pinea
Lineage: Eukaryota; Fungi; Ascomycota; Sordariomycetes; Xylariales; Xylariaceae
Source: the annotation of a GenBank genome assembly